GGUGUUCACUUUUAUUUUUUAGUUCUUAACAAAGAUUCACAUUCCCUCAAAUUUAGUGGAUCAUAUUGUUGCGAUCUUUGUCCCCAUGAUUUUUAACCUUCAUAAAGUUGAGAAAGACUUCAUAAGUGAUUUUCCACAUAAAUCAAUUAUGUCUCCAUACGACUGAAAUUCUUGUGUAGAUCGAUAAAUCUAAAUAUAAUUAAAAUAAGUCAUAAAAACUUAAAAUUGGUAAACUUUAGACUAAAAUGAAGAGGAUAGGUAGUUGUAUGACAGAACAGAUCUUAAACUUUCAUUAUGUUAAAAUUAUUUUGAAAAUAUGGCACCUACAAUUUUGAAAAAUCAAAUCUAAAUGGUUACCAUAGUGGCCACAUUUGAGAGCAAGUGAACCAAAUUACCUCAUACCUGGAUCAACUUAACCAAACCAACUCUCUGGUAUAACCAAGCUACCUCUUAAGAGUAGCAUAUCAGGGGGCUCCAGGGCAUGAUACAGCUAUGGUGAGCUAAAAGAGCACAAUCAGGGGCAACUGAAGUGGGUAAAGAGGAGGGGGGACAGAAAAGCUAGAGCUGCUAAUAAACUAAGAAGGGUAUGGGAAUCAUUUGCAAAUGCAAGUAAGGAAGCUUAAAAAGCCUUUUAUAGUGUAAGUUCAGGCCACCACUGCUUCUGGAUUCACUCACUCCUGCACGUAUUCUUCCCCACUCUCCUCAUAUAUGUGUACACACAAUAAUACUCUUCUAAACACCUAUGCUCCCAUCUCCCUUCUUCUUCACACACAGAGAUGGCUUGUCAUUUUGAUCUCCUCACCUCUCUUUUCCUCAUUGCCAUUUUUAUUCUAUUAGGAGGAAAAUUGUGUGAAAGUGCAACCACCUUCACCAUUGUGAAUGACUGCAAUGAGACAGUAUGGCCUGGAAUAAUAACACCUGGUCUCAACUUCCAUGGUGGUGGUUUUGCACUCAAACCAGGCCAAUCAGCCAUUUUCACUGCUGCCGAUGUGUGGGGUGGCCGGAUAUGGGGCCGAACAGGUUGCAGCUUUGACAAGAAUGGCAGUGGAAAAUGCCAAACUGGUGCCUGUGGCACUACCCUCAACUGUACAAGCCCUGGAAAACCUCCUGCUUCAAUUGCUGAGUUCAACCUUGGUGAUAUUGACUACUACGAUGUCAGCCUUGUUGAUGGAUUCAACCUGCCCAUUACAAUCACCCCCAUGAAAGGUACCGUAAACUGCAGCGUUGCUGGUUGUGAUGCAGACUUGAGGCAAAAAUGCCCAAGCGAGCUAGCCCUUAAAACAGAUGGGAAGAUCAUAGCUUGUAAAAGCGCAUGCGAAGCAUUCAACACUGAUCAGUACUGUUGUCGAGGUGCGUAUGGAAAUCCUAUAUCAUGUGUUGCUACAAACUAUUCCAGGAGUUUCAAACAGGCCUGCCCUGUGGCAUAUAGCUAUGCAUUCGAUGAUCCUACGAGUAUUCUCACCUGCAAUGCCCCAGAAUACAUUGUAACUUUCUGCCCAUCAAGGAACCAAACAGCGUGCUCAUAUCAUGACAAGAAACUGAACUGCAAUGCAUCAAAGGGCUCAAAAGAACUCUCUCAUACAUGGUGGUGGCUCCUGAUACUGCCAUUGGCCUCAAUGAUUAAUUUAGGGCUUCCAAUUAGAUAAAAUCUGGUACAGUGUCGAUAAUUUUUUGGAUCAACCAACUAUUGUUGUUGUUGGGACUAUUAUCUCUAUUUACAUAGUGUAUUUUUUUGUUUGAUGUUCCAAUUCUCUUCCAAAUGUUUACUAUAGAACUUGUACAAAGAUGCCCCAACGAAUAUUACCCCUGUUUUCAAAGUUUUCUAAUGUAGUUCGGGUGUGUCUUCUUUAAUCAAA
Messenger RNA from Vitis vinifera (wine grape), 1856 nucleotides. Its product is annotated as pathogenesis-related thaumatin-like protein 3.5. Gene Ontology annotation, biological process: defense response. Bases 777 to 1646 code for a protein of 289 amino acids. The record is from RefSeq and is a predicted model, not a curated record. The transcript is spliced from 3 exons. Gene Ontology annotation, cellular component: extracellular region. NCBI's taxonomy places the organism in Eukaryota, Viridiplantae, Streptophyta, Magnoliopsida, Vitales, Vitaceae.